AUGCUUCGUCUGUUGCGGCUGCGACGAAUCAAUUUGAAGCCGAUGGUGCAGCCAAUCGACGACUUACUGCUGAAAAAUGCAGUCACAAAGCCGCCACCAGCAGAAGGAGAGGAAAAGAAAAAGAAGAAAGAGACUAACCGAGCAAAAGCGCGUGUCUACAGGAGCAAGGGUCGAACUACAGCUCCACCUCCGAAGCCCGUCGAGAAGCCAAGGCCGAUCAACAUGUCGAACGCGUUUAGGGACGCGCUCAGCGCGCCGAAGAUGGAACAGGUGAAAAAGAGGCCGAAGCGCAUCGUCAAGCCCACGGAGUCCACUGGCAGUCAACGAAGAAGCUCCGCCGCGCGAAAAGCAAACAAGCCCAUCAAAGUUGGAGAU
Molecule: messenger RNA, 375 nt
Organism: Mesorhabditis spiculigera
Lineage: Eukaryota; Metazoa; Nematoda; Chromadorea; Rhabditida; Rhabditidae
Source: the annotation of a GenBank genome assembly